CGGGAUUAACCGCCGCUAUUUAUGCUCGGCGAGCUCUCUUAAAAUGUCUAAUCUUAGAAAAAUCCUUGUCAGGGGAAAAAGAAUUAACUAAUCGUGGGGUUUCCAGUUGUGCCAUUUGUGAUGGAUUCCUUUUUCGAGGCAAGGAAGUGGCAGUAGUGGGAGGAGGUUAUUCAGCCUUAGAAACCGCCUUAUAUAUGAGUAAUGUUGCUAGCCAAGUUUACCUUGUCCACCGCCGGGAGACUUUUCGAGCAGAAAAAGAAAUCGUGGAACGAGCCGAAAGUAAUCCAAAAAUAAAUUUUCUUUUGAACUCUAUUCUCACUGAAAUUCAAGGCGAAGAAAAGGUGGAAAAAGUUAUUAUUAGUAAUUUACUAGAUGAUAAAAAAAGUGAAUUAUCAGUCAAUGCUGUUUUUCCUUGUAUUGGUCUUUCACCAUUUAGCAGUUUUACCCACGAGUUAGGCAUUUGCGAUGGAGAAAGGUAUAUCACUAUUAAGGAUGAUUGUUCGACCUCGGUUCUUGGUUUGUUUGCCGCUGGGGAUGUGGCUCGAAUAAAUCAAAACAAAAUCAAACAAAUUGUUACGGCGGUGGCCGAAGGGGCUAUUGCCGCCCAAUCA
This is a messenger RNA of Ambispora leptoticha, 611 nucleotides long. The record is from the annotation of a GenBank genome assembly. NCBI's taxonomy places the organism in Eukaryota, Fungi, Glomeromycota, Glomeromycetes, Archaeosporales, Ambisporaceae.